AUGACGCGCGGAGGCGACCGUGGCGGGGCCCCUGCCGGGGCCCGCUCCGGCGGCAUGACCCACCACAUCCAGGGCCCGCACCUCAUCCCCAACGUCGGGAGAGAGGCCAUGCUCGUGGCCGAGGUCAUCCGACGGAGGCCCAAGGCGAAGUCCAAGCCGGGACAGGUCCGUGCCGAGAGGGAAAAGGUGGAGCAGAGGGAGAAGAGGAAGAAGCGGAAGAAGUCCGAGCGAUCGCGAUCCAGCUCGGUUCCGGCUAGCAAGUCACGUUCCAGAACGCAGGUGCGGCCGAAGCAUGACAGCCCCGACGGAGACGGAGAGGAGGACGAGGCUGCCGAGGAGGAUGCACAUGAAGGAGCCCUGCCAACGGCGCUGGACGUGAACUCUGAGCACGAGGCUCGGAGGAUUGAAGAGGAGAGGAGGCAGCUGCAGCGCUUGAAGGAGGUCCAGGAGAAGAAGCGCAAGCAGGAGAGCGAGCGAAGGAAGAACUUGGGAGGAGUCUUCGCCUUGUCUGCGGACGACUUCGACAAGGAGGAGGACGAGCGAGCCAAGCGGGCCCAGGCGGCGCAGGAGGGGGCCAGGAGCGAGAAGCAGCAGCUCCGUCAUCCGUCCCGGACCUCGCAGCGGAAAGAUGAGAAAGUGCUGCUCGACGACGGCUCUCCCGGAAGUGGCUUCGACAAAUGCUGGAAGAACUGGGACUUCACAAAAGCGGAAGAUCCGGCGGAAGUGGCCCGGCAGUUCAUGCGCGUCACGGCAGCCAAGCGGAGGGGCUACGGGGCCCGCGACGGUGCCCGAAACGAAAGGCCGGAGCGCGAGAGGCGCCGCAGCCGCAGUGGCAGCCGCGGCCGAAGCGGCAGCCGCGGCGGCCGAAGCCGAAGCCGAAGCCGCCGCUGA
Molecule: messenger RNA, 891 nt
Organism: Symbiodinium necroappetens
Lineage: Eukaryota; Dinophyceae; Suessiales; Symbiodiniaceae
Source: the annotation of a GenBank genome assembly